Molecule: messenger RNA, 1743 nt
Organism: Polistes canadensis
Lineage: Eukaryota; Metazoa; Arthropoda; Insecta; Hymenoptera; Vespidae
Product: fumarylacetoacetate hydrolase domain-containing protein 2
Exons: 7
Coding region: 304-1356 (350 amino acids)
Molecular function (GO): hydro-lyase activity
Source: RefSeq, a predicted model, not a curated record
AGUAAUAAAAAAAAACAAUAGAUCAUUAUCGUUAAACCAAGAAAUUCUCUGAACAUCCGUUAGAGGGACUUAAAACACAGUGUUACGCAUUCUUCAGUCACCAUCAGUCUCUCAAGACGAAUGUAUCGAUCAUUUAUUAUUGCAAUAAUCGUUCAUUUUUUUUCUAUUACAUUUAUCAUAAAGCUACUGUCCGAGAUAAGUUAUCUUAACACACCAAUUGAGAAGUCCUGAUUUAUCUGGAAAGUAAAAAGAUAUUAAUAACAAAAGAUAAAAUUAAUAAAAAAUUUUGAAAAAAAAGACAAAAUGCCUUAUCGUGGAAGGUUCCGAUUACUUGGCAGAACUUUUCUACUUUGGAGAAGUUCUUGUAACAGCGAGAAAGCGAAAGUUAAUACGCAUUUCGUCACAAAUAUUACUGCUGGUAGAAACUUCUCAGUGAAUAAUACGCUCGAUAUGAGAUUCGUACAAUUUACAAAUAAAAAUGGCGGACCUCAGCACUUGGGUGUUCAGCUUAAAGAAGGUGGAGAUAUCAUAGCUGUGUCUGCAGUAGAUUCUAGAAUUCCAAAUUCGUUAAAAAAAUUCCUCGAGGGUGGUGACGAUCUUCUAAAAAAAGCUAAAAGGGAAGACGAUAUCGAUUUAAAGGCGGCCGUAGAGAGGAUUGUCGCCGAAGGACGUAGCAUAACACCGGCCGAAGAUGUGAAUUUUUUGGCACCGAUUACGCGCAUGGACAAAUUAGCAUGCGUUGGUUUAAAUUAUAGCGGACAUUGUGAAGAACAAGGUGUACCUCCACCAGAAAGUCCAGUAAUAUUCAGCAAAUUUCCUAGCAACAUCGUAGGACCAACCGACAAUGUUAUUUUACCCUCGAUAUCAGAGAAAGUCGAUUGGGAAGCUGAACUCGCUAUAGUGAUUGGUAAACGAUGUAAGUCCAUUAGCGAUAAGGAAGCAGAGGAUUGUAUUUUUGGAUUUACAAUUGCUCAAGAUAUAACAGCGCGAGAUUGGCAAAAAUCGAAACGCAAUGGUGGCCAAUUUUUACUUGGAAAAGCGAUGGAUACUUUCUGUCCGUUAGGACCUGCCGUUGUGACGAAGGAAUCAAUAUGUGAUAUUAAUAAUUUAACAGUGAAAACUUGGGUGAAUGGUAAUCUUAAACAAAAUGGAAAUACCAGUGAACUUAUUAUCAAACCUCACGAAAUUGUUGCAUACAUAUCACAAUUUAUGACUUUAUUACCUGGAGAUGUAAUACUCACUGGUACUCCAGCUGGUGUAGGAUUCACGAGAAAGCCACCAGAGUUCUUGAAACGAGGAGACGUUUUGGAAACAGAAAUUGGUAAUCUUGGACGCUUGAGAAACAAAGUUCUGUGAUCGGCAAAACAUACUUAUUAAUGACAAACAAAACAAAUAUAUUGUUUUUAUUAUCAAAUGAUAAAAAUUUAUUUUCUUGAUUAAUUUCCGAAUUGAGUACAGAUUCUUGAACUGUGAAUCAAUGUUGACUUGUCACGAACAAUGUGGAAUUGCUUAUUGUGAUAGAAUUUUAUAAAUGUAUGCGUUGCCACGCUACUUAAGAAGAAAUAAUAUAUCAUAUAUAUAAUAAAUUUUUAGAAACAAAAAAUAUUAAUUUGGGCAAACCAUAAAAAUCGUGAGGAACCCGUGUCUUUUAAAUAUAAUAUAUAAUCAUUUUAUUUCGCUACUUUUAUAAACAAACACCAUGCAUUUCAUGUACUUGUAUAAUAAAGAAAGACUAUUUCUAAA